AUGGAUUCCUACAGCGACAUCCUGAGCAUCGUAGUAGACCUGGGCUUCGAAAACACCAAAAUCGGCUACUCGGGGGACGAGAACCCAACGCACAUAUUUAGCUCAAAUGUGGGAGUACCACUGGAUUUGGAAGCCAAAAUUAAAAACGAAAUUUAUAAGAAAUGCCUUUGCACAAAGGGAGAGUUUUACCAGUUUAAUCUUAUUUACCCCCUGUGCUUUUUGGAGGCGCUGGAGGACGCCAAGGUGAAGCCUUGUCUCUACCUGGACAACAGGAACCACUUUGAUGUCAACGAAGAUGUGUUCGAAAAAAUCCUCUUUAUGAAUGUGAACGGGGGUCGGUGGGUCUACAAGAUGUUGCAGGAGAGGGUCAAGGGGUUCAUAGGCAACAAGCUGCACAAGCAGAGCGAUAUGUCCAGCGAGUUCGUCGAUAAGGGAGGCGUAGUACACGUGGCACCAGAAGGGCCCCACGAAGGUGACGCGAUAGACGACGCUAUAGACGCCGCGGGGGCCCCGCACGGCGGUGAGCAUAACGAAGUAGGCGCCGAAUCGGGUGCGGAUCUGCAGAAGGAGGAGCACCAAGACAGCGAAGAAGCAGAACAGCAAUCGCAGAAAUCGCAAUUACUCCAACGAGGUGGUGGGGAAGAUACAGAUGGGACCCCCCAAAAGGAGGGCUCCAAAUCGAAGGAGCUAAAAACACUGAAGGAAUGGGCGGAAGAAAACAACUACUUUGACAUAAACCUAAUCGAAAAUAAGCUGAUAGAUAUGAAUGUCAUAAGGAGCAUGAUAAAUAAUCACAGCAAUAUUAGCUGUGGGCUGAGUGAGAACAUGGAAAAGUUCCCAUACCUCUUCUCACUCCCCAAUAAAAGAAAUAAACAGAUAAAAGACAAAAUAUCACAGCUGUUAUUUGAGAAGUACAAAGUACCCGCCCUGUAUUUCAACUCCAAGUCAGUAUUAACUGGAUUUGCCUACAACAAGAAUGUCUGUUCCGUAGUGGACAUAGGAUCUUGCUACACCGAUUUCUCCCUUUGCAAUGAUGGAAGCAUAGAAGAUAAAAAUUACAAAAUUUACAAUAUAGGAGGUUCCACCAUCGAUUUCUUCCUCGAAGAGCUUAUACAAAAACACAACAAGGAAUAUUGCAUCCCAUAUUACGAGUUUGUUAAGCAAAAUGGGACCCUUCCUAAUUACAAUAGGGAGAAGAUUCACCUGGAUUACUACAACAAAGCCAAGUAUAUUCCUCUGAAGGAUUUAAAAAGCUAUCUAUGUGAAGUAGCUCAUACGGAAAAUCAAAUUCAUGACGCAAAGAAUAUGAAUUUCAAUCAAAAUUUAGAUAUAUACAUUUUGCCUGAUGGGCAAAAUAUUAACAUUACCAAAUUUAAUAAUAUAGCAUGUGAGAUAUUUUUUACUCCAUCGUUAUUAAGUAACACAAAGCUGAAUCAUCAUCUGAACAAUCUAUUUUUCAAGGAAGAACAAUUCGAAGGAGUCUCCACCACUCUGUUUAAUAUGCUUAAUAGCAACAGCGUAAAGAAGAAGGAAGAGUUGCUACGAAACGUCAUCUUGACUGGCUCGUCAACUCUGUUUGAUAAUUUUAAUCAGAGAUUUAUUAAAGAAUUCAAUCAGCUGGACAUUCUUAAUAACUCCAAUUUACGAGACUUCCAGGUGCUUAGCCAUGGGAAGUACGACAAGCAGUAUUCUUCUUGGAAGGGUGGUAGCAUCCUGUCUUCUUUCAAAAAUUUCAACUCCUUUUUUGUUACGCGGAAGGAGUACGAGGAGUUCGGUCUGGACAUCGUCAACCGGAAGUGCUAG
This is a messenger RNA of Plasmodium inui San Antonio 1, 1803 nucleotides long. RefSeq lists its product as hypothetical. Gene Ontology annotation, biological process: regulation of transcription by RNA polymerase II. The transcript has a single exon. Gene Ontology annotation, cellular component: SWI/SNF complex; NuA4 histone acetyltransferase complex. The coding region runs from base 1 to 1803 and encodes 600 amino acids. Lineage: Eukaryota; Apicomplexa; Aconoidasida; Haemosporida; Plasmodiidae. The record is from RefSeq and is a predicted model, not a curated record. Gene Ontology annotation, molecular function: chromatin binding.